Cladophialophora carrionii CBS 160.54 is the source of this 246-nucleotide messenger RNA. RefSeq lists its product as uncharacterized. Gene Ontology annotation, molecular function: methyltransferase activity. The coding region runs from base 1 to 246 and encodes 81 amino acids. NCBI's taxonomy places the organism in Eukaryota, Fungi, Ascomycota, Eurotiomycetes, Chaetothyriales, Herpotrichiellaceae. The transcript has a single exon. The record is from RefSeq and is a predicted model, not a curated record.
AUGCAGAGGUUCAUGGGGUGCAUGCGAUACCUUGCCUCAGGAGAGAGCUUCAGUAUCAAGAACGUGGUAGACGCAUUCGACUGGCAGGGUCUGGGCAAGGGGCUUGUCGUCGCGGAAAGGCAAUGCACCAACGACAAGGACAUUGACCGCAUCAAGUUCCAGACGCACAACUUCUUCACCGCGCAGCCUGUGAAGAACGCCAGCGCCUACCUCCUCCGGUUCAUCUGUCCUGACUAUUCGAAUUAG